Pieris macdunnoughi is the source of this 603-nucleotide messenger RNA. The record is from the annotation of a GenBank genome assembly. NCBI's taxonomy places the organism in Eukaryota, Metazoa, Arthropoda, Insecta, Lepidoptera, Pieridae.
AUGACGGGCUACGCCCGCGGCGAGGCCGAUUUUGCCGCUGACCGCUUCCGGCGGGAUACCCGGCCCGCCUCGCUGGCUCCAAAGGAUUACUCGGUGCCUUUACACGUAGACUGCAGUAUCGAAUACGAGCUUCCCGACUGUGCCAAGCCGCCGCAGGGCGUCAAGAUCGAGCCGUUGCUCAUGAUCCACCCCUCGCAUUUCCGGAGGCUCGAAAGCCUAAGACGUGUGCCGUUCGUGAAUAAUCUGCCACGGACGGAGGGCGCGGUGCCGGCGGGCGGCGGGCUGGGUCCCACGCCAGCGGCAGCCGCACCGGACGCCCGAAGCCGUGGCCGCCAAGCGAGACGCUGUUGCCGCGCGGCACCUGCCCCACCAGUACCGCCGCCCCAACCAGCUGCAGCCCAGAGAGCACGCUUACCCGAAGAUGCGCGCCGCUACAGGCUUGAGUAUCUAACGGAAGGCAGCAAGCUAUCCCGCGGCCGGCUAAAGGCGCACCCAUACCUGCCGCCCGAGGCGCUGGACUGUGAUAUCCGGGCGCUGCCGCCCCCAGCGCACUACGAGCGCUUCGACAAGCGAGCGCUGCAGCAGCUGCCGAUCUACAUGUAG